Echinops telfairi (small Madagascar hedgehog) is the source of this 1031-nucleotide messenger RNA. RefSeq names its product exosome component 3 (gene EXOSC3). Gene Ontology annotation, biological process: CUT catabolic process; TRAMP-dependent tRNA surveillance pathway; nuclear polyadenylation-dependent rRNA catabolic process. The transcript is spliced from 4 exons. The coding region runs from base 1 to 825 and encodes 274 amino acids. Lineage: Eukaryota; Metazoa; Chordata; Mammalia; Afrosoricida; Tenrecidae. Gene Ontology annotation, cellular component: nuclear exosome (RNase complex); cytoplasmic exosome (RNase complex). Gene Ontology annotation, molecular function: RNA binding. The record is from RefSeq and is a predicted model, not a curated record.
AUGGCGGAAGCGGCGGCUGUGGGGGCAGAAUCCCUCUCGAGCGGCCAGGCCCGGGCGGCGCGCGCCGUGCUGGGUCAGCUGGUGCUCCCGGGAGAGGAGCUGCUGCUGCCGGAGCACGAGGACGCCGAAGGCCCCGGCGGGGCUGGGGAACGCCCGCUGCGCCUCAGCCCCGCGCCGCGCUCGCGCGUGCGCGUCGUGUGCGGCCCGGGCUUGCGGCGCUGUGGGGAGCGUCUCCUGGUCACCAAGUGCGGCCGCCUGCGCCACAAGGAACCUGGCGGCGGCGGCGGCGGCGUUUACUGGGUGGACUCGCAACAGAAGCGGUAUGUCCCAGUGAAAGGAGACCACGUCAUCGGCAUAGUGACCGCCAAAUCUGGAGAUACAUUCAAAGUUGAUGUUGGAGGGAGCGAGCCAGCUUCUUUGUCUUACUUGGCCUUUGAAGGUGCGACUAAAAGAAACAGACCAAACGUGCAGGUUGGAGAUCUCAUCUAUGGCCAGUUUGUGGUUGCUAACAAAGACAUGGAACCAGAGAUGGUCUGUAUUGACAGCUGUGGACGAGCCAACGGAAUGGGUGUGAUUGGACAGGACGGCCUGCUUUUUAAAGUGACUUUGGGCUUAAUUAGAAAGCUACUGGCUCCAGACUGUGAAAUCAUACAGGAAGUUGGAAAACUCUAUCCACUGGAGAUAGUAUUUGGAAUGAAUGGAAGAAUAUGGGUGAAGGCAAAAACAAUUCAGCAGACUUUAAUUUUGGCAAACAUUUUUGAAGCUUGUGAACACAUGACCACAGAACAGAGAAGACAAAUCUUCUCAAGACUGGCAGAAAGCUGAUAGAUGUGGACUUCUCUGUGGGCCAGUAGAGCCAAGAGACUGGAUUUCCAUGAGAAAACUUUUCAGGUGAACCUCUCCCCACCAAAUCUUCAGAUGGCAACUUGAAGGUGGUCUAUCUUGUAUAAUAAAGUAUUUUUGUAUAAGCGUCACUGGUUUUCACAUGCAAAUUUCCAGUGAGAAAAUCUGAAUUAUAUAAUGAUGCUGUA